This is a messenger RNA of Dicentrarchus labrax (European seabass), 2755 nucleotides long. RefSeq names its product complement C1q-like protein 4. Gene Ontology annotation, molecular function: protein binding. The coding region runs from base 128 to 799 and encodes 223 amino acids. The transcript is spliced from 5 exons. Lineage: Eukaryota; Metazoa; Chordata; Actinopteri; Moronidae. The record is from RefSeq and is a predicted model, not a curated record.
UGUGUGUGUGUGGUGGGCAUGAGUUAGUCAAACAGAUUUUGGAUUUUGUAACAAAGCAGCAGCAGGUGGACUUGGGCACAGAGACAGAAGCAGAGUGUGUCAGUGCUGUACAGCUCUCAGCAGGAAGAUGAGCUCCAUCAAGAUAUGUUCCUAUUUUGUCAUUGUGACAGUGUUGUUGUGUGUAACCAGUUUGGUUGUAGCAGAUCCAGUGGGCCGGAUCCCCCGUCAGACAGCAGCCAGACAACAAGGGGGCGUCGUUCUUUUUUUCGUUUCCUUCCAGGGUAUCCUGAGAGAAAUCGAGUUCAACCCAAUCAUCUUCAAUCAGGUGUUGGUGAACCAGGGCUCCGCCUACAACAAUGACACAGGUGUGUUCACGGCACCGGUCGCUGGAAUCUACCAGUUCGUGUUUGCUGCUCAGCUCUGCCGCGGAGACCACAACAACUUGUGGAUCUUCAUGCUCAAGGGCUCCAAGGACAUGGCCUGUCAUGCUCAGGUUUCUGGUGGUGACACAACCCUGAACACCUGCUACCUCAUGGAGGAACUGAAGAAAGGUGACCAGGUGUGGGUAAAGCAGAAUGUGGGGAGUUGCGCCUGGGCCAGCACUCACUCCAAAACCAUCACCUUCUCUGGCGUCCUGUUGGCAAGUGAGGGUGUGUCCAUGCUUGGGGGGAAGUAUGGCUCCUGUCCACUGGCCAGCCUGAGCCACAAAAGGGAGAUGGUGUCCGGCUCUACAGGCCAGAGUGCCGCUUGGUCUAAUGUGGCCAUCACUCUGCUGCUCUGCUGUCUCCUCUGGGAUUAAUCAUGGAACAGCGACUGUAGAAACAUGGCAGUUCAACAUGGCAGACUUCACGGAAGGUGGCCCUCGCAUAUCACAUUCUCCUCUUUCACAAUGUAGUGACAUAUAUCUGAACAUCUGUUUACUUUCUUUCAAUUCUACAGUAAAAGCUAAUGGUAAAUACAGAGAACUGCUAUCUGUUGUUUUUAGAUCAUUUUGAUAAUCACCUCACAAUUAGUCGCUCCCAACCUGGGGGUCGCCAACACUAGGGGUCGCCAAAGCCUCAUGCCUUCUUGAUUUUAAGGUGUGUACGGAAAGUAGGCCUGUAUCUCAGCAUUUGGUUCACUUCUGUGAAGAAAAGUAAGGGUAUUAGAAAGGAGUGAAAGCUCACCGAGGAGAACUAGGCCGAUGAAGAGCAAAGAGCACAACUCCUCAUAAACUUGACGGUUUGUGGGAGGGUCUUAUGGAGUCAUAGCAGAGAGCGAGGCGGAAGGAUUUGCAUACGUUUUGGCUACUGCAGCUUUAAUAUAGCUGGAAACAGGGGGCUGUAAAACCAUGACAACAAGACAAUGAGCUAAAAAAGACUGAAAAGUGUGUUGAUCACAACCAUCGACAUAAAAGAUGGAUUUUGCGUCUCCACUUCCUCACGCUGUACAAAAAUGAAGCCAAAAUAUCCCGGAUACGGCCGCUGCUACCUUGCUCAGGUGACGUCAUUCAGAGCCAGUCUGGCACCGUGAUAUUGCAGUCCCGCCCAUACGCCCGGCCAACUCAAUCGUGAGCAGGACUCAGCUGUCAAUCAUGACGUGAAACCCCUUUUUAUAGCUUUUAAUAAUUAAAACUGAACCUAUCAGAAAAAUGAACACUAGAACAUACGUCAGUUUGAUGAAAACUAAAAAGACAGAAACCAUCUUUGGUGUAUUCUGUUGGUCUAUCUUUGGUCUAUCGUUUAUUUGACGUGUACUUUUAGUACUUUUAGUUGUCCCAUCUGCUAACAUGGAGGCAGCAGGCUUUAUGACCUAUACUGCAGUCAGCCACCAGGGAGAGAUAGAGAUGUUUUGGCUUCACUUUUGGAGAGCUGUCAUGUCGUCCAUCUUUAUAUAAGCCGAUGGUCACAACCCCUUUUACAUUAUAUAACAUAAUUGAUUCAAUAACAAUAUUACAAACAUUAUUAUAUUGAUGAAUUCAGCUUUAAUAUUUGGGUUUAAUGCUGUUUUUGGUUCUGUUACUGUGUUAUUCAGAUCUUGUUCUUCACCUUUUUAAACUCUUUGUAUUUCAUUGAUAUUAUUCGUGUGUAAUGAGCUCAGCACAGGCACAGACCAAAGCCAGGGCUGUAACAGCACUGACUGUCCAGCAGAUGGAGACACCUAACUGAUAAUGUCCAUAUACCCUGAGCUGGGACAUGGGGGUCAUGUGCUGCAUGCAUGCUCUAAGGGUAAAAUUACUUGGUUAAAAGUAAAUAAUUAGUUUCUUGUUCCCAUGAGCAGUACAAACACCUUUUCGACAUCACUUGUCACUUCCAACCUGAACACAGCAUCACAUCACCAAAUGUAGGACUUUGAGUAUUUGAACCUACACACAGUAUCAGUGCUGUGCCUCUGUGGGGCUCAUUGACAGCACUCAUGGAUUGGUCAGGGUUAGCAGGAGUGCUAGAAAUUGACAACAGAAAGUUUGUACAGAUGCUCUUACAACUUUUAUAACUUUUAUAAUGACAUAACUUAGUCCACAUUUUAGUCCACAUAUUGCUCAUUCUUUUGAGUAUCUCAAUCUGUUGAUUUAGUAUCUCAGGAUAUUGAUCAUUUUGACUUUAACCCUAAAAUGCUGUUUUCUUUGUUUGGUAGAACACAUUAUAAGCUGUGAUAUGUUGUUAGAAAACGUGUUGGACCUGAUUCUCUAGAAUUUAAAUUUUAUAUUUUUUUGACUUGUCAUUAAUGGUAAAUAUAGUAUUUCUAACAAUAAAAAAAGAAAAAAACAAUACACCAA